GAGACCGGCGGGGCGUACAUCACCAUCUCGCAGCAGGGCAGCGAGCGGGAACACCAAAACCGCACAGGCGUUGCCCAGCAGCAGGAGACGCCGGCGACGCCAUAGGCUAGCCGUCCGUCUCGCCCGCUCAGGUCUUGUAUGCUUUUCUCGUUGCUCGCACAUGCUUUGCACAGGUACUAUAUCGCACGCUGCCUCGUCGCACUCACGGUCGCUGUCCCCGCCUCGCACAAUCUCCCCUAUGCGCAUCUUAUGUUUCCUCCUAGGCUCCCUUCAUCUUUUUUAUUGUCUUGGCUUUCUUGCAUCACGCAUAGCAUGGCGCGCCGCGGCAGCCCUGGGGGAUGCCCGCGGUCGCCACCCGCAUUUACAUCUGCUCGCCUAAUACUCCGCCUUUCUCCUUCGUCGUUGGGCUGGGCGUUCCCUUUUACUUAUCUCUCCUCAAUCCUCUCACCCCCCUGUCUGCCUACCUCUCCUCCCGCCUGUUCUCACAUCUCUCCUCCCUCUCACCACCCUCAACGACGAGCUGUAAUUUGUACGGUACAUUACUCAACUCUCGGGCUUCGUCUCCCGACUAAUUACAAUCUUUCAAUAUGACUAUCCCUUGCA
This is a messenger RNA of Schizophyllum commune H4-8, 603 nucleotides long. RefSeq lists its product as uncharacterized. NCBI's taxonomy places the organism in Eukaryota, Fungi, Basidiomycota, Agaricomycetes, Agaricales, Schizophyllaceae. The coding region runs from base 139 to 591 and encodes 150 amino acids. The transcript has a single exon. The record is from RefSeq and is a predicted model, not a curated record.